UAUGUUAUCUCAAACAACAGCAACACUCAAACGCGUCCAUUGUUUUGGAGAGCAUUCCCGCAAAACAUCGCAAUUCACGCAUUCAUAUGGCUUUGGGAGAGAUCUAUAGAUUGAACGGCAAUCCAAGUGCUGUCCAUUGUUUUAAGGAAGUGCUCAAAGAGUCGCCGUUCGCGUUGACAGCGAUUCACCACUUGAUCCGAUUGGAUGUGAAGGUGACGGACAUCUUGAAUAUCGUGAACCCGGCGAUCGCCAGCACACCGGCCAUGGCUUGGCUGAGCACUUGGAUUCGGGCCCAAUCGGCCCUCCAAUCCAUACAAGUGUCGAAUGCGAUCGCACUGUUGCGCCAGUUGUAUGACAGCACACAACUUAAAGGCAACGUCGAGAUCAUCACCUCAUUAGCCGAAGCCUACUAUUAUAGCGGAGAUUAUAAGAAAGCCAUUCAAUACUUCAAGAAGGCCUUCACCGCCGACCCGAUGCUCAUCCGCGGUCUCGACUGCUAUGCGUCUGUUUUGGCCAAAGAGAACCAAUUGAAAGAAUUGGAGAAUCUGUCCAAUCAGUUGGUCCAGAGGGCGGAUUCGCUGGAAUCGGUGGCCGAGCCAUGGGUUGUGCUCUCCUAUUAUUGUUUUCUUUCUAAUAAAAAGGAAUCCAAAUCUUAUUUCUUUGCUCAAAAGGCCUGUACGCUAAGCAAUAAUUCAGUGGAAGCGUUGCUUCUGAAGGGAACCAUAUUAUCGGAGAGUAAGCGCUCGGAAGCGAAGACAUGUUUCCUGGAAGCGCAUAGCAAUGCUCCGCAUCGGUUCGAACCAAUCAAAUGUCUCACUGAAGUAUAUUUGGCCGAAAGUCAGAAACAAUUGGCCGCAAACAUGGCUAACGUGGCCCUCAAGACGUUGGGACACUCGCCCCGAACACUAACUUUAGUCGCGACUGUAUUUCUAACCGAUUCUGUAAACAAUGAGAAAUCAAAGGCUAAACAAGCGCUGGAAAGGGCUGUCAAACAGGACCCGACAUAUCUGAAUGCCGUGUAUUUACUUUCAAACCUAUAUUUAGAGGAUAAAAGUUAUGAUAAAGCCGUCGAAAUACUAAACAAAGCCAUAGAAAACAGCGAAUCCAACGUGAAAUUGCAUAAAAUCUUAAGCGAAUGCUAUACUGGAAGGAAUGAACACGAGAAGGCAUCCCAUCACCGAAGCAUUGUCUCUAAAUUAGAACUGAGUUAUCGUAACUCAAGCGAAGGCUCCCAACGACUGGAACAUCAGUCACAUAUAGCCGGCGAUAACGUGAGCUCAACGCUCGAUCUGGAGGUCGACGACAUCCCGCCCUCCGAUGAGGACGUGGACGAGAGUGAGACAGACGUUGUCUGGUCUGACGAUAACUAUAGUGUCACUUAAAAUAUCAUUCAUUUAUUAUUAUUUCUUACAAGUUAGUUGAAAAAAUACCAAACAUUAAGCUUUUAUAAAAUAUACAUUC
Molecule: messenger RNA, 1461 nt
Organism: Medioppia subpectinata
Lineage: Eukaryota; Metazoa; Arthropoda; Arachnida; Sarcoptiformes; Oppiidae
Source: the annotation of a GenBank genome assembly